AUGACUGCUGAACUAGAAAGCACAAACCUCGCCGGACUUCCAGACUGGUCAUAUCGUAUUAAUAAUAGAAACUUUUACCAACCGCAGCAGCAAACACCAAGUCAUCAGCAUACUCCUCAAUUAACUCAGUCACAACAGCCACCACAGCAAACUUCCCAAUCCCCAACUCAACAACAAACUCCAACUCCUCAACAGAUUCACCAACACUAUCAACACCCUCGAGCUGUAUUGCCACCGCUCAAUGUGCCUACUGUCACGAACCUUCCAAAUGCCUCGUCCGUUAAUAAUUUAAUGAAUUCACAACAGCAGCAACAAUCAUCGAAUGUCGAUGCAAAAAUUGUAACGACAUCCACCGCUGCCGUUAACAUCAAUUCAUCACUUGAUGCAUUCACAAAUCCUGCUCGAAAAAUGCCUAAUCCUCAAGAUUUGGUCGUAGAAACUCAUAUCCAAGGAAAACCUCCGUAUUCAUACGCAACUCUCAUCACAUAUGCAAUCACGAAUAGUCCUAACAAGCAACUGACCUUGAAUGAAAUUUACAACUGGGUAAUGGAGAAUUACCCUUACUACAAAACCGCCGGAACUGGUUGGAAGAACUCGAUUCGUCAUAAUUUAUCACUUAAUAAAACAUUCGUCCGAGUACCCCGUCCUAUCAAUGAACCAGGCAAAGGUUCUUAUUGGACAGUAGAUUUCCGUGCAGCCGAGGCAGAACAACAACAUCGAUCAAGAAGUCGCAACAAUCGAUCAUCAAGCGAUCCCACUCCAUAUCGACCAGAAUCCUCAUGGUAUGAUCCAAAUCGAAGAUUCCACCGUGAACCACCAAUGACAGCAGUGCCAGAAAUGGGAAAUCGACCAUACCAUCUAGCACCGGGCAUGGUCAACGAUUACAGUUUAAAUUACUCGCGAGCAAUACGCGCAAGGUACCCGCGCCCAAUGGGAUAUAUGCCACCACAAGGAAUUGAUAAUCAAGGUGCGAUUUCAACACAAGGCGCAGGAAUGCCCUAUGCAACUGGUGCCGGCAUUAGUAAUUUGACUGCUGUCACAAAUUAUGACAUCUCAUACGACCCCAAUUCAUUACACAAUUCAGCUGCCCAUGUCGAUCCUCAUCCUGGCACAUUUAACAGUUACGGUACUCAUCAAAUAUACUCCUCUCCAAUCCAAACUCACACUGAAUCCGCAAAUGGACAGGUCGGUCAUUCCUCAUUUCAAAAUCAUGCGAUGCAUUCUCAAGGUGUAAACGAAUACGAGAAUUUCAAUACCUAUCAUCAACAGACAACUACUGCAUCAAGUGAACCACGAUUCUAA
Molecule: messenger RNA, 1302 nt
Organism: Ambispora gerdemannii
Lineage: Eukaryota; Fungi; Glomeromycota; Glomeromycetes; Archaeosporales; Ambisporaceae
Source: the annotation of a GenBank genome assembly